AUGACAUGUAUGAUACAGUAAAGUCAUAGCAUAAUGAUAGAGCGUUUUCACUGUAGAUUGUGAAAUCUUGUGGAAUUAUUGUAUUUGUUGUGCCUGUUUCUAUGUGAUUAUUGUCAUCAUGCCGGUAAGAAGGGGACAUGUUGCGCCCCAGAACACGUUCAUUGAUACAAUUAUAAGGAAAUUCGACGGACAAAACCGAAAGUUUGUGAUAGCAAAUGCUCAGGUGGACCACAGACCAAUUAUAUUCUGUAACGAUGGAUUUUGUGAACUUGGCGGAUACUCACGUGCAGAAGUCAUGCAGAAGCCAUGUGCCUGUGACUUUUUACAUGGACCCCUCACAUCUGCAUCGUCGAUACGGCAGAUUAAAGAAGCUUUAUGUGGAAUUGAGGAAAAGCAGGUGGAAAUUUUAUAUUAUAAGAAAGAUGGAAUCAAGUUUCUCAGCAGUGUCCUUAUUGCACCAGUAAAAAAUGAAAAUGGGGAAGUUAUUAUGUUCAUUCUUAAUUUUGAAGAUGUGACUGAUGCACCUUCUAUUAAACCAGGAGAAAUCAUCUCGAAUCGGUUGCAGGUUGGUGAACGGAACUUCAGAAACAACAAGAACUACAAGGACGUCCCAACAGAGGAGAAGCAAUCAAAAAGUUACCGUCACAAGAGCUUUCGCCUGCGCCUUCCAUCAAUCAGACGUGACUUUAAGCGUCAACAGAACCGGAUACAUGACCCGGAGAACCCACCUGACAAUGAGGAAUCUGUGCCGCUUCAACGUUUGACGCCACCUGAUGAGUACAUCCCAUCUGAUACAUCACCUGUUGAUCGAGGUUACUUUGAGCAUGAACUUUCUGACCUCAGCACCUGGUCAAAUGAUGAACUUAUAAUAAAGAAACAUGGCAGUGAGGGAGAUAGUUUGCGGCGGACAUCUUCUUUGGAGGUCCUGCAUGACGGAAUGCAUAAAAGCCCAUCAAGGCGGGGAAAGAAUGUUAUUGCUGCUUCAGACCAGUAUAGACUUCCAAAUGGACGGCCCCGUGCCAACUCCUUCAACCCAACGACGGGUAACCACAUGAAGUCCAGUCUGUUGAACCAAGCAUCAAGUGACUCCGAAUUGACCAAAUACAAGACAAAUGUAUUGUCCAAUAGUUUAUCGAAUGUGGGCAAUGAUCUCAUACGUCGGAAUCAGGAGAGAGAAUUUUCUGGCUCAACGAAAGGUUUUCUGUUCCCGCAGGUGGCAUCAUCUAUGAAACAUAAUGUUUCGGAAAAAGUUGCCCAGGCUAACAUGAGUUCUCCAGAAAAGGUUCUCUCCCUUGGUGCCGAUGUCCUACCAGAGUAUAAGCUACAGACCCCUAAGGUUCACCGCUUCACGAUAUUACACUAUUCACCUUUCAAGGCAGUGUGGGAUUGGCUCAUAUUAAUCCUGGUCAUAUAUACGGCCAUAUUUACGCCAUAUGCAGCAGCGUUUCUUCUCAACGAGGAGGACCCAAAAAUGGAACAAACCCACGAUCCGGAUACAAAAAUUGAAGACCACUACAGUCGAUAUGGAGAACCGCUAACAAUUAUCGACCUUAUUGUGGAUGUAAUGUUUAUUAUCGAUAUUUUGAUAAAUUUCCGAACUACUUAUGUGAAUAAGAACGAUGAGGUUGUAAGUCAUCCUGGCAAAAUUGCAGUCCAUUAUUUCAAAGGAUGGUUUCUGAUUGAUGUUGUUGCAGCUAUUCCGUUUGAUAUGCUUCUAUUUGGAUCAGAGACAGAUGAGACUGCCACUCUUAUAGGAUUGUUGAAAACUGCUCGUCUCUUACGACUGGUAAGAGUUGCCAGAAAACUUGAUCGCUACUCGGAAUAUGGUGCUGCAGUCUUAUUGUUACUCAUGGCCACGUUCGCCCUAAUUGCUCACUGGUUGGCAUGCAUCUGGUAUGCCAUUGGGAAAGUGGAACGACCGCUGCUGAAGGAACCAAAAAUUGGCUGGCUGGACGAAUUAGCCCGACAGACUCACCAAAAUUAUAAUGUGAAUGAGACUGAAAGUGGCCCAUCAUUAAAAUCAAAAUAUAUCACUGCAUUAUAUUUCACGUUCAGUAGUUUGACGAGUGUGGGCUUUGGGAAUGUUUCACCGAACACGAAUUCAGAGAAAGUGUUCUCUAUCUGUGUCAUGCUUAUAGGAUCUCUAAUGUAUGCAAGUAUCUUUGGUAACGUGAGUGCCAUUAUCCAGAGGUUAUACUCAGGAACUGCACGUUAUCAUACACAGAUGAUGCGAGUGAAAGAAUUCAUUCGAUUUCAUCAGAUUCCUAACCCCUUACGGCAGAGAUUGGAGGAGUAUUUCCAGCACGCUUGGUCAUACACCAAUGGUAUUGACAUGAAUAUGGUCCUCAAAGGUUUCCCUGAAUGUCUUCAGGCAGAUAUAUGCCUUCAUCUUAACCGCAAUCUACUCAACAACUGCCCUGCAUUUAAGGGUGCAAGUCCAGGUUGUCUGAGAGCCUUAUCUAUCAAGUUUAAAACAACUCAUGUUCCCCCGGGGGAUACUUUGGUGCAUCGUGGCGAUGUCUUAACUGCUCUCUACUUUGUGUCGAGAGGUUCCAUUGAAAUUCUCAAAGAUGAUGUAGUCAUGGCUAUAUUAGGGAAAGAUGAUGUCUUCGGGGAGAAUAUAUGUAAACACGAGACAGUUGGCAAAUCAAGCUGUAAUGUUCGAGCCUUAACUUAUUGUGACUUACAUAAAAUCAUUCGUGAUGAUCUGUUGGAUGUUUUAGAAAUGUAUCCAGAAUUUGCAGAAGAAUUUGCCAAAAAUCUUGAGGUUACCUUUGACUUACGAGAUGAAGACUUAGUUCUGCGUCCCCCGGCACCCCCAAAGGAGGAGACACCAGCUCACCAGGAGGAGGCUGAAGGUCCUCGUUAUACAUUCCUCAGAAAUCGCAAAUCAAAGUCUUCCAUAUAUAGGAAACCACCGUCUCAAAAAUCUCAGGAUGACCAGAAAAGCUUCAAGUCUGCUGCAGGGGGUGAGAGGAAUGAGCUCCACCGAGAUGAUCCAAUGAUGUCACUUUCUAGUGAUGAUGACUAUCGUGAAAGUGGAGUGGGAAUAUUGGAAUUUUCGCCUGAAAAAGCAGGAUUAGAUGUGACCCCAGCAAACUUCCAUUUCUCAAAUAAAAAUUUUGAAAAAAAAAGACAUUCCGGCACAUUUACGCAGUUAACAGGAGCCUUGUCAAGUGUGAAUGCUGUGGUGAGUGCUGUGACUGGGCAGAGACGCAAGAGUCAGCAGGAGACUGCACCCCUACUCGAGCAGGAACAGAGCCCAACCCAACAGAGGAAAGCCACUGGUAUAUACAUAAGUACAAGUAGUUCAAGUGUUCCCAAAUCCACCUCAAGCAUGACAUUACCUGUGUCAAGCCCUUCCAGUCACUCCCAAUUUGAUGAAAGCACUGCCAUGCAGGUGGCAACACCAGUGGUUGUUGUUGAUGAUCAGGUGACGCGACCAUCUUCGGCCAGUCCACAAGAUGUAGAAAAACGUUUAGAUGAUCUCACCAGGCAACUGAGUCGACUUGAAGAGAAGAUGAGUUCUGAUGUAGCUGUUAUUCUUGAACUCCUGCGCAGCCGACAUGGGACUUGCCAAGAUGAACAGGCACCAGAAGAUCCUUCAUCAGCCCCUAAGAUGCCUAAAUCAGAUUCAUCUGCUUGGCAUGUGUCCACCUCAGUUGGAAGGUCAGAAAGUUCUGGUCAAGGUGGGCCGGACAUCAAUACCGACAGACUGAUCGACUUUGAGUCAAGUUUGGAUGGUUUACCCCCAAUGCCUGAGCCAUCAGAGAUGCGGUCUACAACAAGUUCACCAUCACCACCACUGCCCCCACCCCCGCCAUAUGCUGAUUACCAACAAGAGGAAGAGUAUGAAGCACCAAGUUCACCAGUAGCACGAUCACCACUGGAGCCACCAUUACAGUUUGAAUCUCCUUGGGAAUUGCGUAGUCCUGAAACUCCGCCAGCCUUUAGUCAACCUCAGCCACAGAGUCGGCGGCUAUCACCAGAGCGCCAGCACCAUAGUCGACAGUCACUACAUGAUCAGCAUCAAAGUAGGCGUCUGUCACCAGAUCGUCAACGACAGUUGGGACUUCCAGAAGGACAAGACUGGAGAAAUACAGAAGUGUAGAAUAAACACAAGCUCUCUUCUUCCAGGGCUUAAGUUCAGUUUGGUUUUGAAGAGAUCAGCAAAACACUUCAUGAGGAGAAGAUGAGCGCCACCUACAUCCAACUGGUUUUAGGAAUUGAUGCCUCACUGUCGCUAAUGGUAAUCAAUACCAACAGUGAGGUAUCAAAUUCUAUUCUAAAAUAUUUCAAAUCAAAUAUCGAAUAAUGUGGUUUUAACUCUUUGAUGCUGCAGAGCAAGUGUACUCGGUUGCAUAUUCAGCCCCCUGUGAUGCACACUGGGUUCCCUCGGUUGAAGCAUUCCCUUACAACACUGGCAAUCUCCGUCCGACGAUCUUUUUGAAAACGAUCAGGGUGCCAACUGAUAUGAUCUGGUGACACUACUUAUUCCUUUUGCGCAUGAAAGAUGGUAAAGCAAUUGUGUUCAGCGGAAGAUAAACCAAAAUGGCGGGAUAAUUCAAGCAACCAAUUUUCAGUGGCUGAAGUGCUUCUACAUUGAAUUAAACAAUCAUUGACUAAAAACAAAGCCAUGAAUGUGUUCAAAUCAUUGCUCAGGCUUUGUCUCAUGAUUGCCAACCCUCAAAAUGAGAUAAUCUUCUGAAAUUCAAUUACUUUGUUGUACAAUCUCGGUCAGAAGUUAUUAACCACCUGAUAUUUGUAAAUUACUCCGUUAUUCCCCAAUAUUUUUUCACCAAUUUCUGAUGCAUGGUAGUUAGGUCAUUUGUCCAUCAUUUGGCAAAAUGAUUUUUCUGAUCAAUGGGCGGACUUCGGUUUUGUCGUUGUUCAAAGAUUACCGGUCCAAUUGAGAUUUUCUUAAACUCUGCAAUUCCUGAAAAUUUUCACCUGUAACAUCUUCUUGUUACUGCAUAGAUGGAUAUUACCAUCAAACAUUUUCAAAAUAUUUGAU
Messenger RNA from Lineus longissimus, 5014 nucleotides. Its product is annotated as potassium voltage-gated channel subfamily H member 6-like. Lineage: Eukaryota; Metazoa; Nemertea; Pilidiophora; Heteronemertea; Lineidae. Gene Ontology annotation, cellular component: plasma membrane. The transcript has 21 exons. Bases 119 to 4111 code for a protein of 1330 amino acids. Gene Ontology annotation, molecular function: inward rectifier potassium channel activity. The record is from RefSeq and is a predicted model, not a curated record. Gene Ontology annotation, biological process: membrane repolarization during action potential; potassium ion transmembrane transport.